ACCGGAGAUGACGUUUGUUUUGCACUACUUCGCACUUGACCAAUGUUUUGGCUUCACCUUUUCUUCUUAGCAAUUGACAGGCGUUCAUGUGAAAGAAGAAGUUGACGCUCCAACCUACGGCUUCUCCUCUUCGUCAUGGAGGCUCGGGCGGGCUUCUGCCGCGAGGAAAUCAACAGCACCGUGUGGGAGGUUCCGGAGAAGUACACCCAUCUCAAGCAGAUCGGAACCGGGGCAUACGGUUCUGUUUGCUCCGCAACAAAUGAGAAGACUAAAGAGAGAGUGGCCAUCAAGAAACUCCACAGGCCCUUCCAGUCAGAGAUCUUUGCUAAAAGGGCCUACCGGGAACUGCGGUUGCUCAAACACAUGAAGCAUGAAAAUGUGAUAGGCCUUCUUGAUGUGUUUACACCUGUUUCAAGCCUUGAUGACUUUCAGGAUUUCUACCUGGUGAUGCCUUACAUGUUUACUGACCUGUCAAAGGUGCGAGGCCAUCUCUCUGAAGACAAAGUCCAGUUUCUCGUUUACCAAAUGCUCUGUGGACUCAGGUACAUUCACAAGGCUGGAAUCAUUCAUAGGGAUCUCAAACCUGGAAACUUGGCUGUGAACCAAGACUGUGAGCUGAAGAUUCUGGACUUCGGGCUAGCUCGCAGCACUGACGCCGAGAUGACGGGCUAUGUGGUAACCCGUUGGUAUCGGGCGCCCGAGGUCAUUCUCAACUGGAUGCACUACACACAGACUGUGGACAUCUGGUCUGUGGGCUGCAUCAUGGCCGAGAUGAUCAACGGAAAAACCCUUUUCAAAGGGAAAGACUACAUGGACCAGCUGACACAGAUCAUGAAAGUUACCGGAGUGCCUGAACCAGAAUUUAUACAGAAACUAGACAGCAAAGAGGCAAAAAAUUAUGUGAAGGCCCUUCCUCGCUAUCCCAGAAAAGACUUCUCAACAUUGUUUCCUCGAGCCAGUGCAAACGGCAUUGACCUUCUGGAGAAGAUGCUGGUCCUGGACUGUGAUGAGAGGCCCACAGCCGAACUGGCACUGGAGCACCCGUACUUUGACAGCCUCAGGGACCCAGAUGACCUCCCUGAGCCCGAACCAUACGAUGACAGCCGCGACAAUGUCAAGUUAACGCUCGAGGAGUGGAAGCGGUUAUGUUUCAGAGAGGUGAAGAGCUUUGUGCCAUUCCCUCGGCGAGACUCCAAGAGAAAAAACACGUUGACUAUGACUCCCUGACUUGAUAAAAUGUCACGACAUAAAAAUGCUCAUGUCCUAACUACUGCGCAGCCAACUGUGCCCUUGUAUAUUACAAUUAAGGAUUCCUGUUAUUGCUUUUACUCUCAUUGUUUUUACAUUUCAAAUUCUUUUUUUUAAACACUUUUGAGUCAAGUGUGGGUGUUUGUGCGAGAGACAUUUCAUGUUACUCAUACAGUUGUUAUCAAUGGUUUGCCUGACAAAUUCUAUUAGUCUUUCCAAAUAAUUGUACUUGUGUGCCAACUUAGCAAAGCUAAAUUCAUCUCCAUCACAAAUGUAGUGAGUACAUGAAAUAUUACUGUAAUUGUCAGAUUCAUUAUUUUUUAACAUUGAAUCUUAGUAUAUAAUAUAUUCUUUUAGGCCGUAUGUGAUUUUUGUUCUCUUUGCUGUCUGAUUGCACUUUAUGACUUCGUACUUUUAAGCCAAACAUGUGCCCUGGAUGUUGCUAUUUGUAUGUGAAAAGAACAGAUGCAUUUGCAUGUUUUUGUUCCAGAAAUCAAUACAGGCAAAGUAAAUAAAUAAAAUUGAAACUAAUUCACUAAA
Messenger RNA from Syngnathus typhle (broad-nosed pipefish), 1788 nucleotides. It is a transcript of the gene mapk13, whose product is annotated as mitogen-activated protein kinase 13. The transcript is spliced from 12 exons. Gene Ontology annotation, biological process: protein phosphorylation; intracellular signal transduction. The coding region runs from base 136 to 1227 and encodes 363 amino acids. NCBI's taxonomy places the organism in Eukaryota, Metazoa, Chordata, Actinopteri, Syngnathiformes, Syngnathidae. Gene Ontology annotation, cellular component: nucleus; cytoplasm. Gene Ontology annotation, molecular function: ATP binding; MAP kinase activity. The record is from RefSeq and is a predicted model, not a curated record.